Molecule: messenger RNA, 896 nt
Organism: Chelonus insularis
Lineage: Eukaryota; Metazoa; Arthropoda; Insecta; Hymenoptera; Braconidae
Product: THAP domain-containing protein 4-like
Exons: 2
Coding region: 270-773 (167 amino acids)
Source: RefSeq, a predicted model, not a curated record
GUGAAAGAAUUGUGAAACUCUGUGCAAGUUUGCCAUCUUAGAUUUUUAUCAUCAUUGCUUGCAAACAAUAAAUUUAGGAGAAAAACAAUUUCCAUUGUGAUAACACAAAAUUUUGCUGAUCCUAUGUUUUUAAUAGAGAAUUCUUCUGCAUACGAUAUUUCGCACUGCUUAACCUAUAAAUUGCAUAAAGUUAAUUAAAUAUUAGCAAUAAAGCAUACUUCUGAUUUAUUUCUAAAAAAUAUACUUCUUUUGUUAUUCUGUGCUCAGUCAUGAUCCGUUUGCCAAUACAUAAUGCUCUAAAAUCUUUGGCAUGGUUAGAAGGCACAUGGAGAACUGAGAUACCUGGAGAAGGUAAAUUUCCUACUAUUUCUCCAUUUAAAUAUCACGAAGAAAUCAAAUUUUCUUCCAUUGGUCAACCGAUGCUAAAUUAUGAAGCACAAAGCUGGCACUCUGAAAAAAAGAAUCCAAUGCAUCGAGAGGUUGGUUUUUUAAAGGUUGUUCCAGGAACUAACAAAGUUGUAUUUAUUUUGUCUCAUAAUUUUGGAUUGACAACUAUUGAAGAAGGUGUUAUUGAUAACAAUUCCAUUAUAUUAAAUUCUACUUCAAUUACUAGAGUAUCUGGUAGUAAGGAUCCAGCUGUUGUGAAGGUAAAAAGAGAAUUUAAAAAAAAUGACAAUUCUUUGGAGCAAAUCGUCUGUAUGGCGACUUCUGCUACUCCCGAGUUAACUGAACACUUGCAUGCUAUUUACAUAAAGCAAACACCUGAAUCAUAGAUCUAAAUGUAAGUGCAAAUUUAGAUGUAAAUAUUCAGAAGGUAUUAAUACAUAAUAAGAAGUUGUAAACUUGUCUCAGAAUUUCAAAUAUAUUAAUGGAUUUCAUGGAUAUUUUUCCACCAA